AUACAACAACAAUUACAGAUCAAUUAAAUUCUCUUCGUUCAAUUUUACGUUCAGAUGAUCAUCUUCAAAUUCAUACAUCAGGAGAUUAUGAACAAGUUCGAAUUAACCUUGAUCAUGAUAUACAAAUAAGUUUUUUCUUUGAUGCACUUAAUAAUAUAAACAAAUUAUUAACUAUUAAUAAUUUACAUGAUUUACGAAUUAAUAAAUCAUCAAGUAAAUGUUCAUUAAAUAAUGAUCAAUGGACAGAUAUUCGUAAAUAUUUUGAUGAACUUAUUCAAAAAUCAAAUGAAUCAACAUCACUUCAAUCAAUUAUUCAAUUAAUUCAAGAUUAUUUAUUAAAAAUAACAAUCAAAAAUCAAAAAUCAAAAUCUAAAACAAAAAAAUCAACAGAAACUACAUCAACAGAAGAAAUUUCAACAACAACAAAUAAAUUUCGUGGUAGUGAUUUAAUAUUUAAUCGAAUAUUACAUGAUAAAACAAUUGAUCGAUCACAAGUUAUAAUUGGUUAUGAAGAUCGUUUUACAGGCAUGCAUGAAAUUUCAUUUAAUGAAUUUAAAAAAAUUGAUAAAUCUGAAUAUGGGGUUCCAAUGCAUCGUGUUCGAUAUUUUAAAAUUAGUGGUCGUAUUGUAUGGGAUCGAACGAAAAAGUUAGAUAUACUAACGGGUAGUGAUCAAUUACUAAGUGGAAUAUCCGAUGAUAACGAACAAAGAUCUACUCUUGUGCAAGGACUCUAUCGUUUUGAUCAAUCUCUUCAACAAUGGAUUGAAUGUCCACAUAUAUCAUUGAUAUCAGAUGAUUCAAAAAUUUCCUCAACAAAUGAAACAUAUCUUCCUCAACGAUGUCAUUUUAUAACAUGGAAUAUUUUAUUUGAUUAUUAUCAACCAACACUUAUUUAUACAUCUCAAAGAUAUCGUUCAAUACUCAAUACAUUUAAAACACUUUUACCUGAUAUAAUUUGUUUACAAGAAGUAACUAUUGAUUUUCUUAAUCUUCUUUUAAAUGAAAUAUGGUUACAAGAAAAUAAUUAUUAUAUUAUUAUUAUGAAAAAUGUUCUUAAUAGUCAACAAAAUAAAUCAUAUGGACAAUUGAUGAUUAUGAAAAAUUUUCGACCAAGAUCAUUUUCAAUAUGUCCACUUGAUCUAUCUGAUGAUGAUAAAACAACAACAACAAAAGAAUUAAUCAUAGCUCGAUUUGAUUUAAAUACUAAAACAACAAUUGAUCUUGUUAAUCUUCAUUUACAUAGUGAUCGUUCUCGUAAUUCAAGUGAAAAACGUUGUCAAACAUUAGAAAAUCUAUUUAAAAAAAUGAAAAUAAAUAAUUAUAUGCUUAUUGGUGAUUUUAAUUUUGGAGAUUGUCAUGUAAAAGAACAAAAUCUUCUUGGAACAUAUGAAGAUGAAAUACAUGAUCUAUGGAAAGAUAUUUAUGAUCUUGAUGAGAAUCCUGGUUUUACAUUUGAUCCAUCAAAUAAUAUUUGUGCUCAAAUAACAUCAGAAUCACAAAUAAAUCGUCGAUUAGAUCGAUAUUUAAUUCAUACAUUAGAUAAUCUUUCUUAUUCAAUUGAACAUCUUUCAAUGACUGGCAUUGAUACAAUUCCAAUCGAUUCAUUUAAUAAUGAUGAUAAUAAUCAACGUAUUAAUCAAUCUGAUCAUUAUGCUUUACAAUUAAUUAUUAAUUUUCGAACAAGAUCAAUAAGUCAUCGUUCAGCACUUGUUAUUUUACCAACAAUAAAUCAAUGGUCAAUAAUUAAUUCAUAUCGUCAAGAAUAUGAUCCAUCUUUUAAUCGAUGGCCUCCACAUAUUAAUUUAUUAUGGCCUUUUUUUGAUUUAAUUGAUUCUCAAGAUGAUCAAGAAAAUAUUCUUUUACCAUUAAGAUUAUUAUUAUCUCAAUAUCAAUCAUUUUCUAUUGAAAUAAAUCAAAUUGAUUCAUUUAUUGAAAAUAAUGUUAGUUUUAUGAAAUUAAAUCAACAAUCCACAAUAUAUGUUAAACAAUUAUAUGAACAACUUAUACAAUUAUUUCCACAAUGUUUAAAAAAUAAUCGAUAUAGUUAUAAUCCAUCUAUGAUAAUUGCACAAUUUGAUAAUCAAGAAAAACUAGAUCAAGCUAAAUCAUCAUUAGUUUUAAAUGAAUCAUUUGAAUUUCCUGUUGAAUAUGUUUACAUUUUACAACGACCACAUGACAAUGAUACAGUACCAUUUCAUAUUGCUUAUCAAUUACCAUUAGGUUCUGUACUUCAACCAAUAAAUUCUAAACAAUUAAAUUGUAUUGAUAGAAAAUUACAAGAAUUUUUUCAACUAAUGAAUCUUUAUGAAACUAGUCAAUCAUAUAAUAGAAAACAAGAAAAAUUUGAAAAACUUUCAUCUUGUUUUGAACAAAUGUUUAAUAAAGAUACAUUACAUUGUUUUACUCAUUCAUUUUUACCAUAUGGAAGUUUUCGUAUUGGUAUCAAUGGACAAGAUCUUGACACAGUAUUUGUUUUAAAUGAAAUUAAAUCAAUAAAUAAUGAAACAUCAUUUGAUGAAACACUUCAUCAAUUAAAAUAUGAUA
Messenger RNA from Rotaria sordida, 2544 nucleotides. The record is from the annotation of a GenBank genome assembly. NCBI's taxonomy places the organism in Eukaryota, Metazoa, Rotifera, Eurotatoria, Philodinida, Philodinidae.